Molecule: messenger RNA, 4130 nt
Organism: Morone saxatilis (striped sea-bass)
Lineage: Eukaryota; Metazoa; Chordata; Actinopteri; Moronidae
Gene: plppr3b
Product: phospholipid phosphatase related 3b
Exons: 3
Coding region: 1-1590 (529 amino acids)
Biological process (GO): phospholipid metabolic process; phospholipid dephosphorylation; signal transduction
Molecular function (GO): phosphatidate phosphatase activity
Source: RefSeq, a predicted model, not a curated record
AUGGGGGAAGAGGAGUGUUUGAUGUAUUUUAACUCGACGAUCUCCAACAGCACUAAGUUGCUGAAACCCGUCUUGGUUUUUGCAUUCGCUAUCGCGGCGGCCUUAACAGGUCUGACUCAGAUCACUCAGCAUCGCAGCCAUCCUAUCGAUGUCUACGUUGGCUUCCUCAUCGGAGCUUUCAUCGCUGCUUACCUGGCGUUUCACGCUGUCGCCAACUUUAAGUCCUCUGAUGACAUCACUCCGGCCCCACCUCCCCCGCCACCAAAGGAGGAUCCUCUGCGAGCGCUGACAGAGCGAGGACAUGAGUCCGUCUACAACAAGGGCCCUGCCUCUGCCUCAGAGAGUAACGAUGAGAUAACGGCAGCUCCAGUCCCCAUAGACCGGCUGGAGGGUCUCGGGCCCCUGCAGAGGGAGAAGGACUCCAUAGGGAGCCUGAAGAGGGCCAGCGUGGAUGUGGAGCUGCUGGCUCCUCGCAGCCCCAUGGGCAAGGAGACCAUGUUGACCUUUAGUAACACGCUGCCAAGGGCUAGCAUGAAUGUUAAUGGGGUGCUGGGGUCCAACACAGGGCCAGAGGAUCUGGUGCAGCCGGUGCAGCCAGUGCAGCCAGUGCAGCGGCGUCUGAAGGCCGUGCAGGUACCCAUGGAUCCGAUGCGUUCGCAGCAGCUGGUCUCAGAGUGGAAGCAGAAGUCGAUGGAGAUGAGGGGCCUGAGCGUCCGGGAUGAGGUGGAUCGUGAUGCCAGUGAGGACGGCUCGGAGGUGGGCUCUGUGGGGACCGAUGAGGGGGGGUCUCAGGUCCCCAUCUACCAGCCUGCAGUGCAGUCUGGGAGGACAGCCUCUAGUCGCAACCCCACUCCACCUCCAGGGGGUGCCAAAGCGGUGGCGACUCCCAGACCGCCGCAGAUCCCUGAAGCAGGACCCCCUCCGGUGUCCCCAAAGAGUGCUCUGACCCGGGCCAAAUGGCUUGCCAUCCGAGAGAAGACGAGCGGGGAGGGGUCAGUUCGCAGCGCCGGCAAUCAGCCGCGACUCAUGCAGGUCAUCGCCAUGUCGAAGCAGCAGGGCCUCCUCCCCUCCUCCUCCUCAGGGGAUAAAUCAUCUGAGACCACCUCCACCUGCUCCGGGACCUCCUCCACCACUGACUCACCGCACUACCAUCCCCCCUUCGAGCAGCGGGAGGGGUCAGGUAUCAUCACGGUGGACGCCCACGCCCCUCACCAUCCUGUUGUCCAAGCCCAGCCUCCUCCUCAAGCCCCGCCCUUAGCAGGUAAUGGUAACCCAUGGGAGUGGGCGGGGUCAUCCAAUGGGGGCGACUCACGAGACACCUACGACCUCAACAGCCUGAACCGUGGAGACUCUGCCGCCCGCGGCAGCAGCUUUAGGCCGCACCGAUCCGCUUCACCGCGUUCCGCAGUUGACCCCGACUUGGCCCCACCCACACCUAACCCACAGGUGGAGACACCAGCGGACACUCAGCGCAGGGAGAUGGCCAUGAGACGCAAGACGGCACUAGUUCUGUUGGAUCGAGAGAUUCGUAACCAGACUGAACAGGAGAACUAUUAUAAGAGUCUGCAGGGACGAAGGUUCAAGGAGUAGUCUCUUACCCUUUCAAAACAAAAGCCUUAUUUUGAAAAUAACAGCACAGUACCUGGACAGCACUGAGGAGCAAGUGGCUAUACAUUUCUUGGGCUUUAUUUGAUGUAAAGUUGAAGCUGCAAGAAAUUAUCGUUUCCAUCCGGGAGGGUCAGAAGUCUUGGUGGCUCAACACUCUGGAUAGUUUUAACAACAUAGAUUUUAUCUGUGUUAUAACAAAGAUUCUCACUGUCCUGGAAUUCUGCAGUUUAUUUGUAUUUGAGAGCACAGUGACAUUUAUAAUAAUUCAAUAGACCUUUCAUGUAACACAAGGACAUAAAACGAAUUAUAUCCAUUAGAAAGUAAAAAGUCUAAAAAACAAAAAUGGAAUCAUAUCCCAUAGGGAGCCAGUGGAAAUACUGAGGGUGGAGGUGAUGCUGUAGAGUGGAGGCGAUGCUGUAGGGUGGAGGUGAUGCUGUAGGGUAACAGGGUUGAUAACUACAGAAUAAUAGCGGUACAAUGUUUUGGGCUCUUUCCUCACAUUGCUGCUGUGUUGCUGCUGUGUUGCUGCAGUGGUCUGUGCAACUGUGGGACAACCACUGUCACUAACCAUGUCAUAAUAAUAACUAGGGCUGUCCCCUGAUAGUCGAGUAAACUGAUAGUCGACACAAUUUUCAUUAGUUGGAUAUUCAGUAAACCUGAUGUUCUGUUAUUAAACACAUAGUACAAAAACUAAUGAAAUAAUAAUAAAUAAUAAAAUACCUAGUUCUACCUGAUGGCCGGUUCAGUUCAUUGUUCCACAACCAAAUUUAUCUGGAUUACCUUCAUCUUGAGGGCAGUGAUGACUGUCCACAGUGUUGAGCCACUGAACAGGAAGCUGUAGAGUUUCCAUGGCAACUCAUUCUGUGGAUAAUCUGAAGUUCAGUUGAAGUAAAAAGAACACAGAGACAAUUUUAAAGAUUCAUUCGGGAAGCACAAAAAUGCAACAAACCUAAAACCUGCAGUGGAGCUCUGUGUUCACAUCGCCACUGACUACCGACCACAAGUUCAGGAGCCGCCUACUGCCUCAGGCCCCGCCUCCUCAGAGGGGCAUGGCCUGAGGCAGUGUUUCCAGGAUGUGGAAGCAGUUGUUAGAAGAUAAACAGGCUGUGAAAUCUUGGUGGUGUGACUGCGUAGCGGCCAUGAUGGAGGUCUUACUGAUUGUAUAUUACCUGGACGAGUGCUGUUGCCUUUAUGUUGUGAUGGCUUGGUUGCUAUAGUGAUUCUCAGCAUGUUUGUUUGUUUCUAUGCUGCUCUCUGAUUGGUUGAGGCUGUAAGUCUGUUCAGAGUGUUUGUGUGUGUGUGUGUGAACCUGGAUGUGUGUAUUUAUUAAGGAUGGACCGAUAUGAGAUUAAAUAUUUAUAUAGACACUGAUAUUCAGAAUUUAAAGGUACACUCACUGAUGUUGUUACAGCACCUCAAAAAGGCUCCUAAAGGCGUGUUCACACAGAAAGUGACACUACAUAGAAAGUGAGACAGCUGCUGGAGGAGUAAACUGAUCUUGAUCUGAUCUGAAGAGAUUUAUCUUUACUCUCUCUUCUCAACCUGUUUGUGGCAAGCCAUGGAGGUGCCCCCCCACCCAGAGCUCUGUGAUAAUACUUCAUAUUUAUAAAGAGAGCAGACAGAAGAGGAGAUUGAUGGAGAAAAGAAAGAGAGAAAGUUGGAAAAUCUGUGUCUGUAAUUGAUUCCAGCCGUCGGUUUUACUUUACUAUGAAUUAAGUUAGCAUAGCCCUGAUCAUCCAAACUCUAACCCUAAACCCUAACCCUUCUGUGAAAGACGCACUUCCCCUGAGCUCGUUGAGGCUCUGAAACAAAACCAAAGAGUGUAUCUGUAAAUAUGAAAUAUUGAUGAGCCAAUACGGGGUCUGUCCCUGCUGUUAAUGUGUCUGUGUGUUGUUGCAUGUGUCAACAGUUUGAUUAAAAUCAGACAGACGUCCUGUUUAUCUCUGGAUAACAAGUUUUUUUGAAUCCUGAGAACUGAUGAAAGAACUGAAAGACAUUUCCAUUUGAAUGUAAAAACAUGAAGCAUCAUUUAUCUUGAAUCUGUACAUUUUGUGACUGGAAACAGGAAAAAGAAAAAAACUGCUGCUAUAAAAAGAGUUUAAUGUGUGAAAAUAAGAGGAAAGUGUUUAAGACUGAAGGAUGGAUGCUGCAUGCUCUGUGGUCUUUAUGAUGAAAGUUCAAAAUUAAAAGUUAUUCUUGAUCACUUUACAAAAGUUAAUAUAUUUCCAGUCUGAUGUUCAGUUUCUUCAUUUAUUUCUCAAAGCAAUUCUUGUUUUUCCAUAAAGUAAUUAUUCAACAUUUCAGACAAUAUACUCACACUUUGUUUCCAAAUGCAGAGUGUUAUAUUUGUUGGUCUGGUUCUGUUCUGGGAGAGCAGCAGCAAAGACCCCCGAGGUACAGAACAGAGCAUCAGUGGCAACAGAGCUUACAUUGGUUCAAUCAGAGGACAGUGGCGGGGCUUCCAUGGUGGCACGGAGGGGGCACCCGCCCCCCCCUGUAAUCUGAUUGGCCACCCUGUGUGC